UUUGCGUCGCCCACGGUGUUCACUUGAAUUCCAUUGCCGUCCAUUAAAACAUCCGACUUGGAAAAUACAACAUUAAAGUGGCCGCGCGAUUAACAUCACGGUGUGACUUCGGCGUCGGCACACGGAUACGAGCUCUAUUUCAGGAGUAAGGAUUAAAUCUCGUGAAGAACUGCCGUAUGUGUAAGGCACGCAUCUUGAGCGGUGCCUGCAUAGCCGAACAAAACGGAACAAUUGGGGGAUAAAAAUCAAUUUGUGUCCGUUUUGCUCGGCGGAACGCGAUUCCCAUCGCUGAUUCUACGCCGCGGUUCGGAUGUGAUUACACUGUCAUGGGUCCGGCCGGCUGCUCCCACGUGAACAGCUUUAAAGUGGAGAACUGGAAACAGAACCUGCGUGUCAUUUACCAGUGCUUUGUGUGGAGCGGCUCGGCCGAAACCAGGAAACGCAAGGCGAAGUCAUGUAUAUGUCACAUGUGUGGGGCUCAUCUGAACCGACUCCACUCGUGUCUCCACUGCGUCUUCUUCGGCUGCUUCACAAAGAAACACAUCCACGAGCACGCCAAAACCAAGAGACACAAUUUAGCUAUAGACCUGUUGUAUGGAGGAAUAUACUGUUUUGUGUGCCAAGACUACAUAUACGAUAAAGAUAUGGAACAGAUUGCCAAAGAAGAACAAAGGAAAGCAUGGAAAUUGCAAGGCAUCGGAGAGAAAUAUUCAACGUGGGAACCAACAAAGCGAGAACUGGAGCUGCUUCGACACAACCCUAAACGACGGAAGAUAACUGCAAACUGCACCAUAGGUCUGAGGGGUUUGAUAAACCUAGGCAACACGUGCUUUAUGAACUGCAUUGUCCAGGCUCUGACUCACACCCCGCUGCUGAGGGACUUCUUCCUGUCCGACAGACACAAGUGCGAGAUGCAGGCUAACUCCUGCCUUGUGUGUGAGAUGUCCCAGCUUUUUCAGGAGUUCUACUCGGGCCAUCGCUCUCCCCACAUUCCCUUUCGGCUGCUGCACCUGGUGUGGACACACGCACGUCACCUGGCUGGCUAUGAGCAGCAAGAUGCACACGAGUUCCUCAUCGCAGCACUGGACGUGCUACAUCGCCACUGCAAAGGGGAUGACAACGGGAAGAAGGCCAACAACCCGAAUCAUUGCAACUGCAUCAUUGAUCAAAUCUUUACCGGAGGCUUGCAGUCAGACGUCACAUGUCAAGUCUGCCAUGGUGUUUCAACAACAAUAGACCCGUUCUGGGACAUCAGUUUAGACCUUCCAGGUUCGUCCACUCCGUUCUGGCCACUUAGUCCUGGCUCUGAUGGGAGCGUAGUGAACGGAGAGAGCCAUCCAAGUGGAGCUACCACACUAACUGACUGCUUACGCAGGUUCACACGACCCGAGCACUUGGGGAGCAGUGCCAAAAUCAAAUGCAGUGGUUGCCAUAGUUACCAGGAGUCCACCAAGCAGCUGACAAUGAAGAGGCUCCCCAUUGUGGCAUGUUUUCACCUCAAGAGGUUUGAGCAUUCCGCAAAGCUCCGAAGGAAAAUCACCACGUACGUCUCGUUUCCAUUAGAGCUUGAUAUGACUCCCUUCAUGGCCUCCAGUAAAGAGAGCCGGAUGAAUGGACAGUACCAGCAGCCUGUAGAUUCAUUAAACAAUGAUAAUAAGUAUUCUCUCUUCGCUGUAGUGAAUCAUCAGGGCACACUGGAAAGCGGCCAUUACACCACGUUCAUCCGCCAGCAUAAGGACCAAUGGUUUAAAUGUGAUGAUGCCAUCAUCACUAAAGCCAGCAUUAAAGACGUGCUAGACAGUGAAGGGUAUCUGCUAUUUUAUCAUAAACAGUUCCUUGAGUACGAGUAACCUCUAAAAGCAGAUGCUGAAGACCGACACCUAAAGAGAAGGACCAUAAGCAUGAACGGAAUGGUGAAAGAAAACCAGACAAGUAAUGAAGGCAGUGAGUCUCACAUGAGUACAGCUGGGAGUGGCAGAAACGAGAAGAAAAUGCAUAACUACCAUAAUUAUUCCUAGCAUAAAAUAAAAGUGAAAACCAAAUGCAUAGCUAACUAGCUGAGUCAGUCCACUCUGAGCUAAUAAGAUCUACUUGACGAAAGUUAGAAAUAGAAGAUGGAGCUGCAUGUGUGUUUCCACAAGAACGGAGAGGACGGAAGGGCAGCGGCUGUUCCUCUUGUUCAGCCUCAGUUUUAUGCCUUUUCCACACAUUUGAUUCCUUCAUCUUCAGUCCACAAUCCUGUUUCCUUGUGACCUCAGAAUGACCAAGCAUUUCAAAUACCACAGCCAGUGAGGAAAGAAGUUUUUGUUUAGCGCGUUUCUUUUUAUGCAUUAUUAGCCUGAAUGCAAAUGAAAGAAAACUAUAUGGUACUAAAGGUUUUGUGGAAAUUGUUGAUAGUUUUUAUCCUCUGUGAAUUCAGUUUCAAAAUACUGUAUACCUGUAAGUCCUGCACAAACCCCCCCCCCCCAAAUUUGGCUGUGUGAAGUGAUGGAUGAAAAGCGGUGGAGAGGGAAUAAGGUUGACACAUUGUACACAUCAGUUCUCCUGAUUCUUUUGCUCACACUGCAUCUUUUUUUUUUCUUCCUUUUUUUGAUUGAGGGCAGGGAAAUAUUGUGUGAGUGAGAACAUACAUCUAUUUUUAUAAGACAUUGAACUCCUGUUUGAGAUACUUUCCCCAUCCACAUCCUUGUCUUUCUCAUUUCUGCUGUUUUAUUUUUCAGGAAAUGCAGCUAUGUCUUUUUUUUUUUUUAAACUGAAAAUUUAAUUUAGUCGUUUGUGAAAUGUUGCAAGUUUGGAUGGCAAAGGCUUCUCGUCAAGAUUUGUGUGAUGCAUUAUGGACAUAGAAUGUUCUCAUAUGGUGCGUCCUGACAUGGCUUGAUUCAGCAGUGUUAGCCCUGCCACAUGUUGCUUGGAUUUUGUGCGUACCUGUGUGUGCCUGAUGCAUCUAUGCAGUGUGUGUGUGUGUGUGCGUGCGCGCACGCGUGCGUGUGUGCUCGUGUCAUUGUGUGUAUAUACGUGUGUGUGUGUGUGUGUGCGCGCAUACUGAAUCAGUACUGAAACUUGGCAUGCUGUCUAAACUGGAUUGUAAAAGACUUUGGGAGAGGAGUGAAUUUUUAUAAAUGUUAAUCAUGUAUGUAUGUAUAGUAUGUACGUAUGUAUCAUAUGUAUGUAUAUAAAACGGAUAAAUGAAAA
Neoarius graeffei (lesser salmon catfish) is the source of this 3192-nucleotide messenger RNA. It is a transcript of the gene usp22, whose product is annotated as ubiquitin specific peptidase 22. Bases 327 to 1850 code for a protein of 507 amino acids. The transcript has 13 exons. Gene Ontology annotation, biological process: protein deubiquitination. Lineage: Eukaryota; Metazoa; Chordata; Actinopteri; Siluriformes; Ariidae. Gene Ontology annotation, molecular function: cysteine-type deubiquitinase activity; zinc ion binding. The record is from RefSeq and is a predicted model, not a curated record.